GGACCCCAGCUAUUUUCCUGAUCCCCCGCCAGGCGUGCAACCAGCCAUGCAUAACAAAUAACACGACCCCAUGAAUGGCCACGAAGUGAAGUCAAGCUGUUUGCCUGAUCCAUUUUUCAUUGUUCGCCCUGCUUUUCCCACUUUGAACGAGGGCUUGUGGCAUCAGGAAGUUAAAAGGAGUCAGGAGGGGGGAAAAGGGGGAGUGUUUCUUUUAAAAAGAGAGUGAGAUUGGAGAGGAGGACACAGGCACUCAAAACCCUGUCUGUGCUUGGUAUAUUAGGCAGCCAGUGCUCUUGGCUGGGAGCCCAGACGAGGCUUUUGUAAUCAAAACAUGAUCUUGUAUGCUGUGCAACCAGUGCUGAGAAAGGCCGUCUGAUGGCUCUCCUCUUUUAGCUCUGCUCUGGAAUCUGCUGGGCUUCGCCGCCGAUGUCCAACAUGCACCGAGCUGAUGCUGCUGUGGAUGAUGCAGUGUUAAGGAAGAAAGAGCAGAAAGAUGUUGAACUUGAUAAGAAAAUCUUGGCUUUGCGGAAGAAGAAUGAAGCGCUCAUACGAAGAUACCAGGAAAUAGAAGAGGACAAAAAGCGAGCUGAGCAGGAGGGAAUGGCUGUUACCUCCAGGAGACCCAAGCAGGAUGGCCUCACUAUUACCAUCACCAAAGCUCACAAUGACCUGAAAGAUGCAAUUACCCAGACUGAACACUAUGGACAAGAUAGCCCAGCCCUCUCGAUGGACAAAAGGGUGGUGAGUGAGAAAUGGGGGAGCCCCUGUCCUACGAGCCCUGGGUUUGGCAUUGGCAGUGAGGAAGAGGAGGAGGAGGAAGCAGAUCAUAUGUUCACGUUCAGGAUGGGGAAGAGGAUGCAACUGGCUGUUACCAUGGACAACAAAGCCAAGGGCAAGCGGAUCGUCAGUGAGAAACGUGCUGAGUGCUUCCCUGGCCCAGGCAGAGUGCCAGACCUGAGCGAAGAAGAGACAGACCAUUUGGUGGCUUUCCGCCGGGGGAGAAGGAUGCAGAUUGCCAUCACCAUGGAUAACAAGGAAAAAGCAGAGGAGAGGAGAACAGCAGAGAAGAGGAGAUCAGACAGUGACAGAGGCCCAGAGAGUGAGCAAGGCCGGAAGGAUGGUGGGAAGUCAGUGCAGAAAUGUCCCGGGGACCUGAGUUUUCCUAUGACUGGACGGGAACGGUCGGAGUACAUACGCUGGAAGAGGGAGCGAGAUCAGAUUGACCUGGAACGACUGGCGCGUCACAAGAACGCGAAGGGCGAGUGGCGACGGGCUUGGGAUGUGGAGAAGUCAGAGCACAUGUUUGAAGAGGACUUUGUUAAGGAUGGGGAGCCAGCCUUGGAUAAUCCCAGCAAUAAGAAAGGGGGAAGAAACGCAAGGAAAUUCCAGCACAGGUCCUUUCCUCCCAAUGGGAGAGGUGGAGGACAGCAUGGAGUGAAUGUGAGCGAUCCUGCUCUGAAAGCAGUACCUGCUGUGAGCAGCCGAGCCAAAGGAAAGGACAGACUGACCGGCAGAGCCAGAAGAUGGGAUGCAAAAGAAGGCGAGGACAUAUCUUUUCUGAAGGAUGACCUUGACAGCCAGAGGAGCCUUGGUAUGGACAAGCGGAAGAACAGAGGUGAGGAUGGGGUGGAAGCGAACUGCACAGCUGAACUGGAGGAGAAGGUGAAACAGCCAAGCCUCCAAGAUCAUGGGGCCUCCUCAUCACAAAGACUACGAGGUGGAAAGGUCCAGUCUGCCCACAAUGGCCAGAAGGAGGAGCGGAGAGGCAUGAAGAGCUUCAGCAUGGAGGCACCUGCAGCCAGCACAGGUGACUCGGAGCCAGGGCCCAAGCCAAGUAAGGAAGGCGUUGUGGAAGAUGCCAAUGGGAAACCUGGCACUUCUGACAUCUGCCAGGAGAAGGAGAGCACUGACAGCACUGCUUCACAGAGCAGCCCUCCAAGCACUGUGCAGGCCACCAGGCGUGGCAGUGAGGAGACCUUGUCAUUGCCCAUGGGAGCGAAUUUAGAUGGAGCUGGCUUAGAGAAAAACACAGCUUCAGAGCAGGAGUCCACUGAGGGCUCUUCAAACAGUCAUGGAGGAAAGCUGGACACAGUAGGAGGAGACAGACUGGAUGCAAGUCAAGGACAGCUGGUGAAAACAAGAGGGGAGGAAGCAACCCAUAAUACUGCCCUUCAGGGGCAGACACUUGCACUGAAAGGAGGUGAAGAUGCUGAAGGCACUGAACACAGAGGAGAGCCUUUGCCCCCAAGGAAAGCCAACUCUGACAAGACUGUUUUGUCCAAGCAGGACACAGCAAAAUCACAGCCCAGGGAAGGGGACCAGGCCGAGGAUUGCAAGGACAAGGACAGUGGGGACACUCUCAACUAGCAAAGAUUGCACUGGUUUGCCUGAGACAGAAGGCUAACACGCUGAAGGUGGUGGAUGAAAGGAGAAGAGGAGCACAAGCUUGUCCUCACUCUUUUACCUUCUAUGAAAUCAUCUUUCAGCACCUCCCCAGUGCCCUUCAGCACCCAUUUGCAACACAUGGGGUCCCCCGUCAACACCCCCCACUCCCAGUUUUGGCAUCACCCUUUCCUAUCCAUAUGCCAAAGGACAGGGAAGGCUACACACACUCCCAACCUACAAAGAAAACACUUAUCCUUUGUAUUUGUUUUGCCUAUAUUGCAGCUGUGUGGCAAGCCCAUGAAAUGUCUACUGGAUGCACUUUAUUUUAUUUAAUAACUAAUUCUGCUUAAAGUUAAGAUUUAAGUUUCUAGGCACACCACCCGUUUCCUCCCACAGAGGCUGGCAGGGGACUGCACGUGCUGGGAGGACGGCAGGGGCUGUGCGAGCUCCCGGUCGCUGUCGGGCAGGGAGCAGGCGACUGGCACAGCAGAGCAUUAGGAGACCCGGUGAGAGGUGUUACAUUGUAGUUCAGUAGCUGGAUGAAAAAGUAGUGUUUAGGGCAGCUCUUGUACUAGAGGUUUGUAUGUGGUUGAAGUGCUGGCAGAAGCGUAUGGUAGCUGCAUGGGCCAUGGGACACGAAGGGGAUGGAGAGUCCUCCAGUGACACUGUGGGGUGCAGGUGCUUUUGACAAGCACACAUCAACUACCGCACCUUGUCCUUUACCAGCUUGCUUUCCUCCUGUUGCAGCAGAGGCCAGGUCAGCACAUUAGGAGCCCAUGCUUUUUUCUGAGGUGGCUGCUAGACUGAGCAGGUAUGUAUGCAGCUCAGCACAACACCGUGCCCACUUCAUAGGGCCAUGAGUAUCUACAGUAGCUGGAGAUGCUUGCAGCUUUUAUGUGCCGAGCAGGGCAAGGAGGAGGACAGCACAAAUGCAAUAAUUUUCCUUCUCCACCACACUGCACAAAGGAGUUGGCAGCAGGACCCAGCCCAAAUUGCAGCUGAAGGUCUAAGGCUUCCUAUCAAAUGUUUUAAAGUUCCUGGUUGUGCCUUUCAUAGCCUUGUGCUUGAAUAAGGGGGCAGCAGUUCCUCUGGAAGCUGCCAUGCAGACAUUUUGACCUGGCCUUAAAAGACACCUUUCAAAUCGAGGAUCUGGAUGAGCAUUUACAAGCAUAAAUGUGCGAGAAUCCCAGCUGCUCGGACUUCCCCAAGCAGCUAAGAGAUUCACAGCAAACCAGGACCUAGCUGAAAGACAGCUACCAAUUAAGGUGGCAGAAGACAGGCACAAGGAAUAACACAACAUAGUUUCUGAAUUCUGAAUGACAGAGCAAAGAGGAUCUCACCUCUGUUUUGAAGUGCUGCUCUAAAACUUGGUGCAGGAGUACACAUACAUGCAGACACAUAUGCGUGGAGAUUUAUUGGAUUUCAUUGCAGGACGCAUUCACUAACCAAAAUGGCAGAGUGCCUUGGUGAUAAGGUUGGCACGUGUGGACUGAAAUACUGUAUCCUGUUUUAAUAAACUAAUAUUUGCACAGAUAAACAUUUUGGUUUUCCACAUAACUUAGAUCUACAGCACCUAUCUCAUGAAGAACAAGCCUGGGAAUUUCCUCUACAUGCCAAAUUCAGGGGAGUUUACUGGCAUCAGACCAGAUAUUAUCAAGAAACAGAGUGUGCAGCUUUCAUGUUUUAUCAGCAGAAACAUCUUAAUCCCACCAAAGACCAGACUGGGUUUAUUUGGACUUAUCCCACAGAUAAAAAGAACAGAUAGAAAAAAGAAGCCAGACUGUAGAACUGCUCCAUGUCCUGGAGAUUCUCCAUCACUGUUAAAGGCUGAUAUGCCUUACCUGACCGGCUCAAAAACCUGCUUACAAUUGUUUAUUUUUUUUAAAUUUAUUAUUAUUUUGUACAUCAGGUGACUGAUCUCAAUCUUGGUCCAGUCAGACUGAGACAUUACCAGCAAAUACCAGGAACUGGCUUGCCUCAUGGUCCACACAAAAUACAGUCUCAGAUCAAGAGCUUGUUGCACCUCAGCAGCAGUCAGGCACACAGCCAGGUAAACAAACUUUUAUAUUGCCCCUGGUCCAGCACUUAGUUGUAGAGAUAAAAAACUCAGCUGCAGUUGUAGCUGUAUUUUAUGGCCCUAGACUCCUUUUUGAAAGGAAAACUGUCACUUUUCCCACAUUCCCUCCUUUUUCUCCUACAAAUCCAAGUAACUUUGCAUUCAGUGAUGCCUAGGAAGGACUGAGUCUGUACCAAGCUCCAGGGAUGGGACUGUACAGAUAGUGCCUGUUUCUAAGUGUAAUUUUUUUCCUGCUCAUUAACACUUCGCUUGAAUGCACUUUGGUUGGUGCCUGGAUUGCCAUUUUUCAGAAAACUGUGGCUAGCUGUUUCUUCUUUACAGUGAGAGAAAAGACUGAAAAAUCGAAAAAUCUGAUGUAGAGGAAUUAUUUAUAUGAAAUAAAAGUUGUAAUGAGGAAAAAGCUCCAGUUUCUUCAGUGUUUUUCAGUCCCACAUGUAGAGUUUUCUGAACUGAAUCAGUAAUCUCUGCUUUUUAGAGCAACAGCUCCAAUUCAGAUGGCUUACCCCUUAGGACUGCACUUCACUCUUGGGCUAGCUCGGCUAACUCACCCGAAAAGCUUGCUGCAGUGAAGACAGCCUGCAUUGUAACGCAAGGCUCACUUUUCAGAGGCAUCAAAGCCUUCUCAUUGCCACAGCCCUUUUCUUGCAAGCAAAUGUGAUGGCAGCUUGCAGAGUGCAAAGUCAUCUGCCUACAAGAGGUAGCUGUUUCCUCCCAGCAGUGGCUGGUAGCUCAGGGAUUUUGUGAAAGUUAUUCUAGCUCUUCCAGACAACAGGAAAAAACAGCAGCAACUCAGGCAGAACACCCUUUUCUUUAAACAGAAGAAACAGUUUGCGGCUAGACUCUCUUCUACUUGGUAAAAUGUACCACCAAAUGUCAACACAGCAACUCUGUAACUACAAUUUGUAUCAAAAUUUGUUUCAGACUAGUGAAUCAACUCUUGUAUAAAGAGAUCAAUUUUAAAACCCUCAAGCCAAGGACAAAAAUACAUCUGGAUAAAGUUGGAGAUGCUUCAGUUUCCAAAGCUUUACCAAGCCAAUUGCUGUACGAGGCAACGACAUAAAAUCUUGACAGCAGUUCCAGCUCUCCAUUCUUAUCCCAGCAAAUCUAAUACCUACAGCAGAAGCAGAAUGCACAAAUUACUAACAAGUGAAGCCUUAUACAGAGUCUAGAAGCAGAAAUAAUGGAAAUGUUCACUGAUCUUCAACACCAGUUCCCCUCCAGAUAAAUUGGUUGCAAAUGGCAGGAGCCUGAAGCUAAACUGGCAUUUAGACAGGAAUUUUUGUAUUUGGAGUGUGUAAUACAGUAGUUAGUGCUUUUUAAGUUAUGUGGAAAGCUUUUUAAGUCAAUUAGAGGCACAGAGCAGGAGCAGGGUACAGCACUGCUGUGCAGUUCAAAGCACUGCCUGCUGCCUUCCCUCAGAAAAAAGGACAAGUUCAAGAACAGCUCAACCAGUUCACAGGCUCACAGGCUGGGCAGCUACUGGCAGGCAAAGCCAACACACUGGGAAGUCCACAGCCACUUCCUGACAGCACCAGCUUAGUGCAGCAACACAACAACUGACCAGAUGUGAAGCUCUCCCAAAACUGCCUCUGAACACACGCAGCAUAGACAGAAGUCAAGCUUUACCUCCUUAGCUUCAUGCUCCAGCUCAGGUAUAGCUGUUUCUUAUACCGUACCCCUCUCCACACACUUCAGCACCUCCAGGACUCACAACUGGCUGUCAAUAAUACCCCUCCCCACAUGCAUAACCCUCACCAGAGUGGCCCACUGAGAUUUGUUUUGAAGCAGCCACUGAUUUUGUUGUCAACACUACACCACAAGCCUGCUUUUCAGCUACACUCAUGAAUUAAGCCAAGAUCUGGAGUAAAAAUAACACCACUUUCCUUGUCAGAAAUACAGCCCCGUCCCAGGAAUCUGGGAUUGAGAUGGUAUGCACUACAUCAGUUGAGACCAGGAGACAACAUGUGUGAGGAAGAGGUAGCUUUUAGAAAAUUAAAAUGUGAGCUAGCUGCUGGAGCAUAUUACAUGCUCCAGUAACUUUUUUUCCAGCCAUUUCCCUUCCUUCUGGUCCCUCUGCACGUGAAUUACACCAAAUGCACUCUCCUUGAACAAACUGAGCUCAAUGGGACAAGACCAGCGCAUACUGGCAGAGGACAAGCACUAUACAUCAGUAAGUAGGUGUAAACCCAGAGGCAUCUAUGUGCAAGGAAAGAAUCAAGAAGGUUUAAAAAAACAUCCUCUGAUCUA
Falco peregrinus (peregrine falcon) is the source of this 6709-nucleotide messenger RNA. It is a transcript of the gene CCDC9B, whose product is annotated as coiled-coil domain containing 9B. The transcript has 14 exons. NCBI's taxonomy places the organism in Eukaryota, Metazoa, Chordata, Aves, Falconiformes, Falconidae. The coding region runs from base 427 to 2367 and encodes 646 amino acids. The record is from RefSeq and is a predicted model, not a curated record.